AUGGCAGAUAUUGAUGAUGGCACAUCUGCACCAGCGGAACCUCUUGAUCUUGUGCGACUUUGCCUUGACGAAGUUGUUUAUGUGAAAUUGAGGGGGGAUAGAGAAUUGAAAGGAAGGCUACAUGCCUACGAUAGUCAUUGUAACUUGGUAUUGGGUGAUGUGGUAGAGACCAUAUAUGUUGUAGAGGAGAGUGAAGAAGACGACGGGGAGGAGAUCAUAAAGACCGUUGUCAAGAAAUCUGAAAUGCUGUUUGUCAGAGCCCUUUCAUCGAACAGUUCUAUGGGAUAUGCUUUGAAGGUGGUUGAGCUACUCAAGUAUCGUUGCGCAGCUGAGGCUCUCAGCGAGUUCGCGGAAUACGUGGAAAAGCAACAAGUACUUCGAUAUCCCUCCCAUUCCACAGCCAGUUCAACCACCGCUGGCCCCUCAACCGCCGCAACAUCUACCACUUGCGUCGAAGAUCAUGCCGAGCUUACGGAUAUCUUGGACUCUCUCGAUAUAGCAGAUAAUAGUCCUCAAGUUCGAAUAAAAGAUCUUCUAUUGUCGACUGAUGCAGACGAAUUGACGGUUCUCAAGAAUGUUUUGGAAAUGCGGUUGGAGGAGGGACAUGGAGAGACUAUCUUUGAGAUGGGGUUUGAAAAUAAUGGGGAUAUGAUGAGAUUGAAUAAAGAGGAAUGGAAUGUUGCACUGGAAACAUUAAGAGUUGCGGCAGGAGAGUGCCGUAGUGAUUGUCACGUACUUUUGACGAAAGGAGUGGGUGGCGAGAUGGAGGGCGAGAGUGGAGAUUCGAAAGAGAAAGAUUGUGUCGGGAAGAUUCUAAUACGACAAUAUCCUGCCAGCGUGCAAGAAGUUAUCGAGACAAGAAUUGCCGUGGUAGGAAACGUCGACGCAGGAAAAAGUACCAUGUUGGGUGUAUUGGUGAAGGGGGGACUGGAUGAUGGUAGAGGGAAAGCAAGAGUCAACCUCUUUCGACAUAAACACGAAAUUGAAAGCGGGAGAACUAGUUCUGUUGGUAUGGAGAUUAUGGGAUUUGAUACCAAGGGCAAAGUUGUGGCAUCCGACGUCCCAGGUAGAAAGUUGUCAUGGGAAGAAAUUGGAAAACGAUCGGCGAAAGUUAUCUCCUUUACGGAUCUGGCUGGCCACGAACGAUACUUACGAACUACUGUUUUUGGACUGUUGUCUUCGUCUCCAAAUUAUUGUUUGCUGAUGGUCGCUGCAAAUAAUGGUCUCAUUGGUAUGAGCAAAGAACAUCUUGGUAUCGCUCUUGCGUUGAAUGUGCCAGUUAUGGUUGUCAUUACUAAAAUCGACAUUUGCCCUCCUCAGAUUCUUGAACAAACUAUCAAACAAAUUACUGGAAUACUGAAAAGUCCUGGAGCAAGAAAGAUCCCAAUCUUCAUCAAAAAUCGAGAAGAGUGUAUCAAUACCGCCACUCAGUUUGUUAGUCAACGGAUUUGUCCCAUCUUCCAAGUAUCCAAUGUUACUGGUGAAUCUUUGGAUCUUGUUCGAGCUUUUUUGAAUAUUCUUCCUCAUCAUGGUCAUUAUGAUGCCGAUGCACCUUUUGAAUUUCAUAUCAAUGAUACUUUCUCAGUCCCAUUCGUAGGAACCGUCGUAUCAGGAAUCGUCAAGUCCGGUAUUGUCCACGCAGGUGAUACUGUACUCAUUGGGCCCGACUCUCUGGGUCAAUUCACCACUACUACAAUCCGUUCCAUAGAACGUAAACGAAUAUCAGUCCCAGCUACAUCCGCCGGCCAAUCUGCUUCCUUUGCACUCAAGAAAGUUCGAAGAAGAGAUGUUCGAAAAGGAAUGGUUGUUCUUCCCAAACUCGAACAUAAUUCCCCAAAAGUCUACCGAGAAUUCAUAGCAGAAGUCUUGAUCCUUUCUCAUGCAACCACUAUCAAGACGAAAUAUCAAGCGAUGUUACAUGUAGGACCUGUGAGUCAAACAUGUUCCAUUAUUGAUAUCGAUCGAAGUUACAUACGAACGGGUGAUAGAGCAACAGUAGCUUUUCGCUUCGUGCAGAGACCGGAAUACCUGGCUCCGGGUGAUAGAUUGUUGUUUAGAGAGGGUAGGACGAAAGGAUUGGGGAUCGUUAAAAGUGUGGGAUAUGAUCCGGCGAAACCGCUGGGUGGUAUUAAAUCUGAUGGUGAUGGUGAUGGUGAUGGUGAUGGUGAUGGAGCGGAUGCUGUGGAGACGGAUGCGCAAGCUGAGGCGACGAAAACUGCAUGA
Sclerotinia borealis F-4128 is the source of this 2223-nucleotide messenger RNA. NCBI's taxonomy places the organism in Eukaryota, Fungi, Ascomycota, Leotiomycetes, Helotiales, Sclerotiniaceae. The record is from the annotation of a GenBank genome assembly.